Messenger RNA from Mucor mucedo, 1230 nucleotides. RefSeq lists its product as uncharacterized. The transcript has 3 exons. The record is from RefSeq and is a predicted model, not a curated record. Bases 197 to 1033 code for a protein of 278 amino acids. Lineage: Eukaryota; Fungi; Mucoromycota; Mucoromycetes; Mucorales; Mucoraceae.
UCCAACUGCACAGACUGACGUACAAAAAGAGAAAGAAAUCUCUUUUUUACAAAACUUGAACUAUGAUGGUAAAUCGAUCAAAGGGGCUUUACAACAAUUUGUCGCCAGCAAGCUUUUAUCGGAUCAUUUGUCAUCUAUUGAAGAAGAGGCCAUCAAAUUACACCUUUCGGGGAUCGUCAACCUCAUUCAUUCCGAUAUGUCGAAGGUCAUCCUGUCGUCCUUGCCCGACCAUUUGAAAACCAAACUUGAUUACAUCCCCAAGAUUUCUCAACUGGACCCUGAUACUUUGGGGUAUAUCGAACGAAUUCUUGACUUUCACUCAGAUGUUGAUGGUAUUCUCGAAUAUAUUAUGGUAACAAAGGCGGCACUGAUCCGUGGCCACAAACGAAAUACACAGCAAUAUACCAACCUGACCAUUAUCGAACAAAUGGUGAACAAUCUAUGUCUUUGGUCGGAGAAACGUGAUGAAAGUGAAGCAACAUUCUACCGGCGGUUCGCUUCGAUUCUAGAUACCUUGCUGGCGGAUACUGGCGUGAUCCUUGCUGACGGUGAAACAAGUUUACAGUCAUCGAAGGUGGCUAUCGCAAUGAACAAGGCAAUAUUCCACACCAGUGAUAUGUCCCAAGCUUAUGGUCGAAAGAUUGAUAUGAUCUUGAAAUGCUCAUCUAAUGUCAAGGUGGAUAUUUCUAGCAACGAAUGGAAAAGGGCCAUGACCAGCAAAUCGAUCAAACUUCACCAGCAAUCGAAAAAUCUACGCUUGAACACUUCUAACCUAUUCAGUCUCAACACCAGGUUUGGAAUGAAAUUCACUGUUGCAAUGGACUUUGUGGGAAAUUCUGGAUACCUGUACCUUCUGCGACUUGUUGAUGAUGGUCUUGGUCUUGAUGAUUAUAUCUCUGUCGCUCAUUUGGUUACUGAUUUAGUCGUCCCUACAACCAUUGAAUCGUUAGGCACAGUGAAAGAUACUCUGCGUGGUCUGCUUACUCUGAAGGUAAGAUUUUGUUUAACAAAAGGAAAAAAUGCUAAAGACUGACAUGGAUUGCGCGAAUUUUUUCCAUAGGAACAUCUUGUCAGCAUUGCUUGGAAAGUCAGAUCGGAACUCAAUAAACUUGAACAUGCUUCUAUUUUGGAGGACAUUUGCCCAACGCCACCGACCAGUUCAUCCCACUCCAAGUCACCAUUUAUAUUUUUUUCACCAAGGAACAACCGUGUACAGAAGCGCAGACUUUU